Bubalus bubalis (water buffalo) is the source of this 2885-nucleotide messenger RNA. RefSeq names its product diacylglycerol kinase alpha (gene DGKA). Gene Ontology annotation, biological process: diacylglycerol metabolic process; intracellular signal transduction; lipid phosphorylation. Bases 412 to 2616 code for a protein of 734 amino acids. Gene Ontology annotation, cellular component: plasma membrane. The transcript has 24 exons. The record is from RefSeq and is a predicted model, not a curated record. Gene Ontology annotation, molecular function: ATP-dependent diacylglycerol kinase activity; calcium ion binding. Lineage: Eukaryota; Metazoa; Chordata; Mammalia; Artiodactyla; Bovidae.
GCGAGCCCCGCGCCGCCUCCCACCCUCCCGCACUCGAGCGGGUCGGGUCGAAGGCCGCGGGAGGGGACGCCCCACGGGCUGGGGUAGGGCUGCUGGGCCGAGAAGGAGGAAGCGUGACAGAUGGAGUGGGUAGCUAGAAAGGUUUGCGCCAGGAGCCGGGGGCAGCAGGAGGGUUGGCCAAGAACCCCAUAGGCAGCAUUUUCCCUAUACCUUUCCCUCCAUCUCUCGGAUCCCUGAUCACUCGGACGGAUGCUGAAGCUGGCUCCUAGGGACCCGAGUCGGAGGAAACUCAGCUUUGGAACCUCCACAGCGCUGCACGGGUGAACGAACUGCCCUUGGAAGCAAAGUUCCAAGGCCCAGAAGUACUACAAACAAGCUGCCUUUGUGUUCAUCCUUAAGAAAAAAAGAAAGAUGGCCAAGGAGAGGGGCCUAAUAAGCCCCAGUGAUUUUGCCCAGCUGCAAAAAUACAUGGAAUACUCCACCAAAAAGGUCAGUGAUGUUCUGAAGCUCUUUGAGGAUGGUGAAAUGGCUGAAUAUCUCCAAGGAGAUGCCAUUGGAUACGAGGGGUUCCAGCAAUUCCUGAAAAUCUACCUGGAAGUGGAUAAUGUUCCAGAUCACCUAAGCCAGGCACUGUUUCAGUCCUUCCAGACUGGCUACUACGUAGAAGAUACUGUAAGAGAAGAUGUGGUGUGUCUCAGUGAUGUCUCCUGCUACUUUUCUCUUCUGGAGGGUGGCCGGCCGGAAGACAAGCUAGAAUUCACCUUCAAGCUGUACGACACGGACAGAAAUGGGAUCCUGGACAGCUCAGAAGUGGACAGGAUCAUCAUACAGAUGAUGCGAAUGGCUGAAUACCUGGAUUGGGAUGUGUCUGAGCUGAGGCCGAUUCUUCAAGAGAUGAUGAAGGAGAUUGACUAUGAUGGCAGUGGCUCUGUGUCCCUGGCUGAGUGGCUCCGGGCUGGGGCCACCACCGUGCCACUGCUCGUGCUGCUGGGCCUGGAGAUGACCCUGAAGGACAAUGGGCAGCACAUGUGGAGACCCAAGAGAUUCCCCCGACCAGUCUACUGCAACCUGUGCGAGUCGAGCAUUGGUCUUGGCAAACAGGGGCUGAGCUGUAACCUGUGUAAAUACAUCGUUCAUGACCAAUGUGCCAUGAAGGCCCUGCCCUGUGAAGUCAGCACCUAUGCCAAGUCUCGGAAGGACAUUGGUGUCCAAUCACAUGUGUGGGUGCGAGGAGGCUGUGAAUCUGGACGGUGUGACCGCUGUCAGAAAAAGAUCCGGAUCUACCACAGUCUGGUUGGGCUGCAUUGUGUGUGGUGCCACCUAGAGAUCCAUGAUGACUGCCUUCCAGCCAUGGGCCAUGAGUGUGACUGUGGGCUGCUCCGAGAUCACAUCCUGCCUCCGUCUUCCAUCUAUCCCAGCGUCCUGGCCUCUGGACAGGAGCGUAAAACUAGCAAAAUAAGCCAGAAGACCAUGGAUGAUUUAAGUUUGAGCACGUCUGAGGCUCUGCGGAUUGAUCCCGUUUCUAACACCCACCCACUUCUGGUCUUUGUGAACCCCAAGAGUGGCGGGAAGCAAGGCGAGAGGGUGCUUUGGAAAUUCCAGUAUCUGCUGAACCCUCGACAGGUGUUCAACCUCCUAAAGGAUGGUCCUGAGCCAGGACUCAGAUUCUUCAGAGAUGUUCCUGAUUACAGGAUUUUGGUGUGCGGCGGAGAUGGCACAGUAGGCUGGAUUCUAGAGUCCAUUGACAAAGCCAACUUGCCUUUUGUGCCUCCUGUCGCUGUGUUGCCCCUGGGCACUGGAAAUGAUCUGGCUCGUUGCCUAAGAUGGGGAGGAGGGUAUGAGGGACAGAAUCUGGGGAAGAUCCUCAAGGAUUUAGAGACAAGUAAGGUGGUACAUAUGGAUCGAUGGUCUGUGGAGGUGAUACCCCAACAAACUGAAGAAAAGAGUGACCCAGUCCCCUUUCAAAUCAUCAAUAACUACUUCUCCAUCGGUGUGGAUGCCUCUAUUGCUCACCGAUUCCACAUUAUGCGAGAGAAAUAUCCUGAGAAGUUCAACAGCAGAAUGAAGAACAAGCUAUGGUACUUCGAAUUUGCCACUUCUGAAUCCAUCUUCUCAACAUGCAAAAAGCUGGAGGAAUCUUUGACAGUUGAGAUCUGUGGGAAACCACUGGAUCUGAGCAACCUGUCCCUAGAAGGCAUUGCAGUGCUGAACAUCCCAAGCACACAUGGUGGCUCCAAUCUCUGGGGUGACACCAAGAGACCACAUGGCGAUAUCCAUGGGAUCAACCAGGCCUUAGGUGCUACUGCCAAAGUCAUCACCGACCCUGAUAUCCUAAAGACCUGUGUACCAGACCUAAGUGACAAGCGGCUGGAAGUAGUGGGGCUGGAGGGUGCAAUUGAGAUAGGCCAGAUCUAUACCAAGCUCAAGAAUGCUGGACAUCGGCUGGCCAAGUGCUCUGAGAUCACCUUCCACACCACAAAAACCCUCCCCAUGCAAAUUGACGGAGAACCCUGGAUGCAGACACCUUGUACAAUCAAGAUCACCCACAGGAACCAGAUGCCCAUGCUCGUGGGCCCACCCCCUCGCUCCUCCAAUUUCUUUGGCUUCUUGUGCUGAUGGGGACAUCUCAGCCUCCAAGCCAGCUGUGAACCUCCUUGUCCCUGGACUGUCCUCCCCAGGCUCUGUAAAUUGCUGCCACACCCUCCUGCUAGCUCAGGGGGGUGUUCCUCCACCCUCACAGUAUUUAUUAUCCUGCACCACCUCCACUACUCCCCAUGCAUAUGUGCACAUACACACACAACACACACACACACAUCACAAAUAAUUCAUUGAAAGUGCCUCAUCUGAAUAAAAUGAACUUUUUUCCCCACUGGGAUAGCUGUUAA